Colletotrichum destructivum is the source of this 746-nucleotide messenger RNA. Its product is annotated as Putative sm-like protein Lsm8. Gene Ontology annotation, cellular component: U6 snRNP; U4/U6 x U5 tri-snRNP complex; precatalytic spliceosome. The record is from RefSeq and is a predicted model, not a curated record. The transcript has 4 exons. Bases 202 to 501 code for a protein of 99 amino acids. NCBI's taxonomy places the organism in Eukaryota, Fungi, Ascomycota, Sordariomycetes, Glomerellales, Glomerellaceae. Gene Ontology annotation, biological process: mRNA splicing, via spliceosome. Gene Ontology annotation, molecular function: RNA binding.
CUUGCUUGCUUCGUGGAUUCAAACACUUGCGACGACCGAUAUUCGAGCAACGCCAGGCGACUAGGCUCCUCCCCCCAAACACCGACACACAAACGCAACUCUUUAGAACGAUACGUAACCGUUCAUUUUGCGCUUUAACCAGAAAACUCAACGACUCCUGCAGAAAAGGCUCCCCCCGUCUCACGUCCCACCACCGCAACAAUGGCGACCCUCGGAGGUUACCUCAACAAGAAAGUCCUUAUCGUGACUUCGGACUCGAGAAUUCUUGUCGGCACCUUGGAGGCCGCAGACCAGUCCACCAACCUCGUCCUCAGCGCCGCCCAGGAGCGAGUAAUCCAGACCCCCGAGAGCGGAGAACCAUCGGUCCAGGUACCCCUCGGCCUCUACCUCGUCCGGGGCGAUAACGUUUGCACCAUCGGCCUGGUGGACGAGGCACUAGACGACAGCAUCAACUGGACCGAGGUCAAGGGCUCCGCCAUUGGAGGGACCAAGCACGUAUGAGCUACCCCGAGCCAUAGACGGGGGCUCUUAUGGACAGAGUGGGCAUUGUUCGAGUACAUCACGGGUGUGGCUUUUCACUUUAUUUAUCACGAGCGGGAUACCCAAGUGUUGGGACGACGUGAGCUUCCUGCUGCCACGAGGCGCACACGCACGCAGGCACACGCACACACACACACACACACACGCAAAACAACGGCGUUAAAUAUGUUUGGGUUGGUAGAGAAUGAUAUUGGGUUCCUACGGGG